AUGAUGCGCCCUAAGCCCGUGUCGUCGCUGCAAAAGACCUACGACGACUGUUAUUUGAUGUGUUCGACGGCCGUCUACUUUGAGGGCCAAAAUAAUGAAGAAGAAGCCUUGAGGUCUUGGCGCUCCGCCCUCGACACGAUCUACUAUCACAACGCCUACCGACUUCCGGCAAGCUACACCCCGAGCACAGAGACCGAGCGGGCGCUACAAGACUCCAUUCGCCAGCUGGAGCUCCAAUGCCGCGAGCGAGUCGACCUCCUGGACGCCCUCCGUGAGAGCCGAAAGGACUCUUCCAGUUCCGGGAAGAAGAAGAAGUCACCGUCUCGAUCUCAUAUCAACGUCAACACUACCCCCGGGUAUAUCGCGGACGGAACCGUCCCCGCGGUUGGUUACACCGAUCUCUCGAAGCCGCCUGCGAUCCCGACGCGUCCGUCUAUACCGGGCUAUACUAGCUCUGCCUCUGACCAUCCCUCGCCACCUCUUCCUCUUCGUCCCGCGCCCGAGCGAUCGGAGUCGCAAACCUCCAUCAAGCCCUCGUCUCGCACUCCGAGUCCAGACCGGAGGAUGAAACCUAGUAUGCCUUCUACCUUGCGCGAUGGGACCCUCAAGAAAAAGAAGAAGGACUCGUCCCGUAAAAGGGAGCUGAGGCCGGUUGCUGCGUCUCAGGCAGCGGGGCUUGCUUGGGGAAUCAUCUCCCGUUCUUCGUCUUCGGAUAAAACUGCUAGUGAUGCUGCCAUUGCCUCCUCUCGCCACACUGUUUCGAAUGAUCUUAGUGCUCGAAGAGAUCAGGGGAGCCCCCGGACCGAGGUGCCUCAGCCACCAAGUUUUUAUUCUACUCCAUCGGCUGCUGACGUCGCUUUCACAUCGUCUCGUCCUAACCUCUUAAGUAAUCGGAGGAGUUCGGAAAUGUCCGUGACGGGGAUGUCUCGAACUCAAUCGGCGGAUGAUCAUAUCCCGAGAAGGUCCCCCGCAAAGGUGGAUUCAUCAUCAACUCCAGGGACCCCAACACUCAAGCGUCGCGUCAUCGCAGACUCUCGACCGCACUCGGGCGGUCGAUCGCGACAGUCUCCUUCAAAACUUGAGCCAAGCGAUCCGCCCCGUUCAAGCGCGUCCCCGAAACCAGUGGUCAAACCGAAGCCGGUAACCCUAAGGUCAUCGCAACCGCAACCUCCAAGUGCCGCAGGCAGGUCAGAAGAUCCUUCAAAGCCGACCUCGAGAUCACGAGCACCUAUGCGAGGUAGAGGGGAUAGAGACUUGGUUCCUGGAAUCGAGAAAAUGGCCAUCACACCUGGGAGCCCUGCACGACGGAAGCCUCUCUCCGAAACCAAACGCCCGAUGACACCACCGUCAAGUGACCCUGAUUCAUUGGGGCGCAAGUCUACUGAUGUAGAUGAGGGCGACGAAGCAGAAGAGAGGGAAGAAUAUGAUGCCGAGGAUACUUCAAUCAUGAAUAUUCUGAAGAAAUUACCCAGAGGCGUUGACGCGACUGCAGCACAACAAGUUCUAAAUGAUAUCGUUGUUCGCGGCGACGAGGUGCACUGGGAUGACAUUGCCGGGUUAGACGCGGCGAAGAAAGCGCUAAAAGAAGCAGUUGUCUACCCAUUCCUUCGACCAGACCUCUUCUCCGGGUUACGAGAGCCGGCCAGAGGCAUGUUACUCUUCGGGCCUCCGGGAACUGGAAAGACGAUGUUGGCUCGAGCUGUUGCUACAGAAUCCAAAUCCACCUUUUUCUCCGUAUCCGCAUCAACCCUGACAUCCAAGUGGCACGGUGAGAGUGAGAAGCUCGUGCGGGCCCUCUUUGGCCUGGCGAAAGCACUAGCCCCGUCCAUCAUAUUCGUCGAUGAGAUCGAUUCUUUACUAUCGGCACGUUCGUCAGGAACGGAGAACGAAGCCUCUCGACGAUCCAAAACAGAAUUCCUGAUUCAAUGGUCGGAUCUGCAGCGCGCUGCAGCUGGACGCGAGCAACCAGGGAAGACGGGUGAUGCAAGUCGUGUACUUGUUUUAGCAGCUACAAAUAUGCCGUGGGAUAUAGAUGAGGCCGCGCGGCGCCGCUUUGUUCGCCGUCAAUACAUUCCUCUACCCGAGCACCAUGUUAGAGAGCAGCAGUUGCGUAGGCUCUUGAGCCACCAGAUACACGACCUCAAUGCUGAAGACAUUGAGGUCCUAGUCCAGGUCACAGAAGGCUUCUCAGGUUCCGAUAUAACGGCCCUAGCAAAAGACGCCGCCAUGGGCCCCCUCCGCAACCUCGGCGAAGCCCUUCUCCAUACACCCAUGGACCAAAUCCGACCCAUUUGCUUUGCAGAUUUCGAAGCAAGUCUCCUUUCCAUCCGACCAAGUGUCAGUAAAGAGGGACUACGAGCGUACGAAGACUGGGCAGGACAGUUCGGUGAACGCGGCGGCUAG
Molecule: messenger RNA, 2403 nt
Organism: Aspergillus calidoustus
Lineage: Eukaryota; Fungi; Ascomycota; Eurotiomycetes; Eurotiales; Aspergillaceae
Source: the annotation of a GenBank genome assembly